CAUGGCGUAUCUCUAGAAAACGAUUCUCUUUCCACAACCUUAUUUAAGACCAACCUAGGGCCAUCGCUCCUCCCCAUGCACACUGCCUUCUCUCUCUCUCUUAGAUCCUCCCUCCCUUGUUUGCCUUGACUUACGCCUGCUACUGUUAGAGACUAAGCCGAGUCUCUGUCUCUCUUCCUCUCUCCAGUGAAGAUGUCUAGCAGGAGAUCAAGGUCACGGCAAUCUAGUGCUCCAAGGAUCACCGACGAGCAGAUCAACGAUCUCAUAGCCAAGCUGCAGGCAUUGCUGCCGGAGAUUCGCAACAGGAGCUCGGACAAGGUAUCGGCGUCGAAGGUGCUGCAGGAGACGUGCAACUACAUCAGGAGCUUGCACAGAGAGGUGGACGACCUCAGCGAGAGGCUCUCCGAGCUGUUGGCUUCUACGGACAGUGCCCAAGCUGCCGUCAUCAGGAGCCUACUUUUGCAGUAGAGACUUGUUCCCAAUCUCUCUCUUUCUCUCUACCCCUCCCUAUCUUUAGCUCUGCAUCUUCUUUUGUUGACAAUAGACUGACCAUGGGGUUUACAUGAGCUCAAUUUGGUUGUAGAGUCUCCGCCUUGCCAUGUUCAUGAGGAUAUUGUGUUAAAAUAAAGUCAGUAGAACUA
Nymphaea colorata (pocket water lily) is the source of this 641-nucleotide messenger RNA. Its product is annotated as transcription factor ILI6-like. The transcript has 2 exons. NCBI's taxonomy places the organism in Eukaryota, Viridiplantae, Streptophyta, Magnoliopsida, Nymphaeales, Nymphaeaceae. The record is from RefSeq and is a predicted model, not a curated record. The coding region runs from base 193 to 468 and encodes 91 amino acids. Gene Ontology annotation, molecular function: protein dimerization activity. Gene Ontology annotation, biological process: regulation of DNA-templated transcription; regulation of growth.